Xyrichtys novacula (pearly razorfish) is the source of this 5597-nucleotide messenger RNA. The record is from the annotation of a GenBank genome assembly. NCBI's taxonomy places the organism in Eukaryota, Metazoa, Chordata, Actinopteri, Labriformes, Labridae.
AUUCUGACGUCUGAUGGUCCUCGAUGAUGGUGGGUGUGUUUACAUUGACGUCACAGCAGUUUGCGGAUAGAAGGGGUGAGUGGAAAAUGUCUCUAUAGUGUUUUUCUGUCAAAACACGAUAAUUGAACCAGAUUCAAUAUUUUGAUGAUGUUCAACUCGACACCGCUAUAACUGUCAGUCAAAGGCGAGUAAACAUCAACCCCAGCUGUCCAUACAGAUAUGAUAAAUCAUUGAGGAAGUGCUAACGAGUUAGCCUCGACGGCUAACUUCAGGGUUCGAGUAAACAAGAAACUUAAAGCUAAUGGUUGAUUUUUCUGUCAUUUAGAUUAAACGUAUAUCGCCCUUGUUUGUUUUUAAAUGUUUAACAAAGUUGUUUAAAGGCUGCAGCAUUGUGUGUUUUCAUAUCACUCGACUACUGUCGACAACCUGCUGCUGUAAAUAGGGCUGGGCGAUAUGGGAAAACAUUAUCAUGAUAUAUUUUUUUUUAUAUCAGCCGAUAUCGAUAUAUAUCACGAUAUAAAAUGAAGUUCAACAGGAGCAUGUCUUUUGCAAUACAAUAAGCUACUGCUUAUUGAAGAUGUACUAAAAUCUGACACAAUUAUCACAUGUUUUCAUUGAGGUAAAAAAAAAAGAAAGAAAUGUCCCCAUUUUUCGUUACUGUUAAAUUUUAUUUUAUUUCAUUUUUUUUUCCAAAUGUUAUUUGAAUUAACAAUAUUUUGUUCAUUUCAAUUUGAAAUUAAAUACAUAACAAUCUUCUACGAACUCAUCCGAGGAAAUAACUGCCUGCACUUGUAACAGCACAAACACAUAACAAAUUAACAAGGUAAAAAAUAUAUAAAAUAAAAUAAAAAUAAUAACAGGGGGUGACAUUUCAACAAAAAGUGCUUUAAGCGUGUUAAAGAAAUAGGACUAAAUUUAAAGAGCAAGAGACUUUGACAUUGUCUGAUACAGUUCAUUCGUAGACUGAUUUUUCCUCUGACAACACCUUUAGCGAUGUUAUAUAGCUUUUAAUUUCAUUCUUAAAACUGUUUAUUGUGGGUUUGCUGUUGUUCCAUUUAUUCUUGUGUAUAUGAUAUUUUCCCAUAAUGAAAAUAAUGUUUACCAUUUGGAUAUAUUUUUAACAGACCAUUCUUAUAGAUCAACACUUGAAAAUUGUUAAACAGCGAAUCAUUAAUCUCAAUAUUUAACCAUCGAUAAACAUCUUUCCAAAGCAUCAUUGUGACCGAACAAGAGAAGAAUAGGUGUUCAGUUGUUUCGUGUUCUGUCAUACAAAAAACCUUUUCCUUAGAGUUUUAGCAGCAGGAUAAAUACUGUUUAUUAAUUUGAACUGAAUUUCUUUUACCUUGGGUGAAAUUGGCCAUUUAAGAUAGCUACAAUGAGUGCUUGUUAAUGUCACUUCAUUUUCUGUUAUCUUUAUUUUCAUUGACUUUUGAAUGGAAUAGCUUUUCUUUAUACACACAUCCAAGUGCUUUGUUAUGACAUUUUCUUUUGCCCAAUUUCAAUUCAUCAUUUUUUUAAAUCAGGUAGUUUAAUAGACACAUUUAAAUUUAAAGAGAUACUGUUAAAUUUUGGCUAUGUUGAGGAACCAGUAUGUUAUGGAACCAAGAAGUUGUAUUAAUUUCUUGAUGACCAUAUGUUUCUUGUUUCCUAUAAAUCUCUUUCAGAACAAGCUUGGAUACAUUUCCGUCAUGUUUCAUGGGAUACCAGUCACAGGAGGUGUGGGAGGAGGUAUGGUGUUUACAAAAAUAUGAAGUCUUCAUUCUUUUCAGCAGUCAUACUGGUUUUGUAACUCAAGGCAUUGUAUUCUCAAAUUUCUCACAGCUCCAGCAAAUAAGCCUGAGUUAUAUGAGGUAAUUGAAACUAUUUUUUGUUUAAUUUUGGCUUUUUUAAGGUGUUUUCACUUGUCACACAAGGCUAAUUGAAUGACCUUUAAACUCAGGAUUUUUUACCUUUUUUGAGGAUAUUUUGAAUUCCAACACAAAUAUUUGCUUAAAUGCCUUUAGCAGAUCAAAUCUGAAACAUUCACCAUCCUAUACAGGAGUUAAGGGUGCAAGAAAACACACCCAGGAGGGAAAAUACUUAAGAUUUAAAACAUGAUCAAAAUAUUGUUUUGUUUUCUUUUAUCAGGAAGUGAAAUUAUACAAAAACGCCAGAGAAAGAGAGAAGUAAGUAUGAUUUAAAUCAUCCUGCAGAUUUAUCCUGUUAAGAACAAACAGUAACCCUUGGUAUCACUGCAGUUCUAACACCUGGUUAUCAACUCUGUUAUUUUAAGGUAUGACAACAUGGCAGAGUUGUUUGCUGUCGUUAAGACCCUUCAGGCCCUGGAGAAAGCUUACAUCAAAGACUGUGUCACACCCAAUGAGUGAGUCAUGCUUUAUUUAUGUUUUUUCUUUUUUUUCUAAGACUGAUGAAUGCCACAUGUGACUGUAUUUUAACACUUUUCAUAACCUGCAAAUGUUGUAUUUUCAGGUACACUGCUUCUUGCUCCAGACUCUUGGUUCAGUAUAAGGCUGCUUUUAAACAGGUCCAGGGCUCUGAUGUUGGUUCCAUUGAUGAUUUCUGCAGGAAAUACAGAGUGAGUGCUUGUUUGGGGCACAGAUGACAUUAUCUACUAGUCUGAUUUUGUUUUGUAAAUAUUAUUACAAACAUGUCCAACUAUCUCUCUUAUAGUUUGCUUCAAUUUGGGGUUUUGCUCAGUAAACAAGAAGACUUGCUUUUACUAUUAAAACAGGCAAUAUAUUCAAAUUUGCAUAUCUAAAGUAGGACAAUUUACUGUACAAUAUUGGACUUUUUGGAUAAUGAUAAAGUCAAAGACCGGUACAAAAAUACUCUACCACAUCAUUUCAAAUCAUAACCAAUCAUCAGAGAGGGUAAGUGCUUGACUGAGUGCUUCAUUUUCAUCACUGGUUUGGUGACAACAUUUUAAAUAUUGUACUGCAGUUGAGACAUAAUAAAUGUUAAAAGAUUCCUUGUUGAUUGCAAUCAGCCAUAAAAUGUAUUCAAUCAUUGUUUCAACCCCUUUAAAUACAGAACUGUUGUUAUGUUUAUUUUUGUUCUAGCUUGAUUGCCCACUAGCCAUGGAAAGGAUUAAGGAGGAUCGUCCAAUCACCAUCAAGGAUGACAAGGGGAACCUGAACCGCUGCAUUGCAGAUAUAGUUUCUGUACGUCCUCUAUCCUCUCCAUCAUAUUAAACUGUCAAGCCUAAUUUAGGCCUACAUGGGACAUCUGCCAAAAUGAAAACUUGCUGUUUUUUUAAGAUGAUUUAGUGGGAUCAGUUCAGGCCUGAGUGGCUGAAGUGGUUUUACUUAAUUUGGCGCAUCCUCUGCUCAGUCACUGUAGAGAAAGAGGGUGUGCUGCCAGCUGGAUCCACUGCCAGCAUCUAUCUUGUCCCAUAAAAUCAGACACACCAAUAAAAGCAGUGGUCAGAUGGCUUCACAGUGGAUCAGGCUGUGUUCUCAGUUUGUUGUACUGAUGAUACCAAAAUCCUGAAAAAAUCAAAUCGAUAUCUUCUUAUUUCAUAUUUUCUUCCAUCAUUUCUUGCUUUUAGCUCUUCAUCACUGUAAUGGACAAGCUGAGACUGGAAAUCAGGGCCAUGGAUGAGGUAAUUUUUUUAGAUAUAGUGUGAAAACUGAUGUUAAAUGUGUUCAUAUUCAUAUUAAUGGAUUUAUAUACAGCAGAUUUAAAGUAUCUCACUGAUUCUUUGAUUGGACCAGAUCCAGCCAGACCUGAGGGAACUGAUGGAAACCAUGAACAGGAUGAGCAACAUGCCUCCAGAUUCAGAGGCCAAAGACAAAGUCAGCCUCUGGUCAGUGACAUUGCCCUCCAUCCCAGUUAACUGUCUUAAUAUUUUUUUUAUUUCUUGUAGCAGUUCACUGGAAGAUAUUUAGGGGACACCCAUACAUUCUCAAGCAGAAGAGUCCAAAAAAAUGGGUUUUAAACUGUGGGUUCAUGCAUAUUAGUAAUUUAAGUAAAACCUCAUCCAAACAGAUUUGUUUAAGGGGAGGUCGAGACGUAAGUUGCUCUUUAUUUUGCAUUAUUGCUGGUCAAAUGCUUUAUAAACGGGGGCUGUAAGUAAUAAAUUUUAUUUUUCCUUAUCAUCAAGAAUUCCUCCGCAGAAAGAUCAUGAAGCAAAUCAGAUAACUUUGUUGAAGCAUCACACCAGUCAUGCAGGACAAACCAUGGAUUACUGAGUUGUGUUUUGAAACAAAUCUCAGUGUACGUGUCUGUUUCUAGAUAGUAGAGUGUGAUAUUGAGGUCCAACAACAAGUUUCAGAUGCAUGUUUUUCAUGAAAGCUUAAGCCUGCUUCAUUUAUAUCCACCAACAGUCUUAAAAAACUAUAACUUGGUAUUAAAGAUGUAAAAUUUUUGCACAGUAAUUCUCAAUCUUGCUGAACUUCUUGUUGUUUGUCACGUCAGUGCUAUUAAAACUGUCGUCUUUGUUACUCUUCAGGUUGACCACCCUCAGCAGCAUGUCCGCCUCAGACGAGUUAGAUGAUAAUCAAGUUCGUCAGAUGCUGUUUGAUCUGGAGUCGGCCUACAACGCCUUCAACCGCUUCCUACACUCCUCUUAAAGCACCAAUCAAUCAUUGCUGCAACAUGUGUGAAAGUCUGACUCUAACAUCUCUGAAGUUCAAAAAAGAAACACUCUACUUUCUCCUUAUGGUCAUUGGGAGAAAGUUUUUCUGCCUCAUAUCCCUGAAAUUCUUCCUUCUUUUUUUUCUAAGUCUUAUUUAUGUUAUACUAUUCAAAUGUCCCCUUGUAUUCCUCUUCCGUGUCUGGUACAUCAUGCUCUCUGCAGGCUUGUUCACCAGGCCCCCUUUCUCUGUGCUGUGAGUGUCAUUUCGGCUCUCUUGUUGCCAAAACUGUGUGAUUAAUCUAAUAACGCUGACUGUAUAUUCUACCCCAUACAAAACUGUUUUCUCCAAACUUUGUACUGAAAUAUCUAAAAAGUCUAAUUUUAUACUUAAGUUUUGCAAAGCACCAGAAGAGAAGAAUAAUACACUUUGAUUAGGCAAGAUCUGCCAAUGAAGAAAAGGUUUUAAAAGCCAAUGCCUUUGUUUUCCUGAAAAAUUCUACAUUUUUUUUCAUUUUGGUACCCACGUUUAAUCAACUACCUGCACCACAGGGUCAGAUCAGAAGUUUUUGUCCCACACAAGCAUUUUUCAACAAGAUAUUUUAAGGGUGAGGGUUAGUUUUUGAUAAUGGAGCAAAACAAGCUGUUAAUAAUGGAAAAAUAGAGCAGCCAAAAUGUAGUUUCACCAAAAAAAAUGUUAGCCUGUACUGUAAAAUAAUUACUGAACAUUUGAUGGAAGGAAUUAUUUAUGCUCAUCUCCUUAACUAUCUUCUGUUAACUUGCAUAAUCCAUGUUUGGUUAAGAAGUAAGGGUGGCACAUCCAGUAGGCUGAAGUAAGGUGGACACACCCUCAUCAUAUAUUUGCUUGCUAAAUAUGUUUGUGACCCUCAAACAACAUCAGGGAAAACAUAUUUACCAAGGUUUAUCAAUGUAAAUAUUAGUUUUGAUUUUUAAAUAAGAGCAUGUAACACCUUUUAGAAAUAAAGUUGAAAAAUCUACCUCCAACUCAAUGUGUCCGUGACUG